Schistosoma haematobium is the source of this 5992-nucleotide messenger RNA. It is a transcript of the gene ACAD9, whose product is annotated as acyl-CoA dehydrogenase, variant 2. The transcript has 18 exons. NCBI's taxonomy places the organism in Eukaryota, Metazoa, Platyhelminthes, Trematoda, Strigeidida, Schistosomatidae. The coding region runs from base 276 to 995 and encodes 239 amino acids. Gene Ontology annotation, biological process: mitochondrial respiratory chain complex I assembly. The record is from RefSeq and is a predicted model, not a curated record. Gene Ontology annotation, cellular component: mitochondrial inner membrane.
CACAGUUGAUUUACCUUCUCUCCAAAAUACUGAAGACUGAAGGUUGUGGAGCACAUAGAGCAUUGAACGCAGAAUGCACACAUACAAGUUCGACGUUACUUACAACUUCUAACCUCGCACUAUCAACUUGUUGUCCCCAUUAUCAGAUUGUCUUAAUCGCACGCUCGCGUUAUUUAUGAUUGUUGUCAAUUGAUUUCCUUAUCAAAUAUUCCAGUCAUGUUCAAUUGAUCACUAGAACUGAAUGUUAACUUCGUUUGUUGCUUUUCGAGUCAUAAAUGAAUCAAUCUCGUUCUGUUCUUAGACAGCUAAAACAUUUUUCGUGUGUACGUUAUCUAGCAAUAGGUCUCUCUGAUAAUGGAAGUCUUGUCUUCUCACAGAAAAGUGUCGGUGCUGAUGUUGAUAUGGUUAACUAUAAUACACCUGGAAUUUAUUUUGCAGCUUACAAUCCAGAAGGAUUUAUUUUAAAUACAGGUGUGAAGGUGAUUGGACCAUGUGCUGCUUUUCCGCGGUUCGCUCUUAGUUGGAAGGUGAAAGAUGCUUUGGAUAUUUCUGAGGAGUCUCUAUCUUUGCUUUUCAUGCUGGAGCCUCCACUUGAGGUUCUUAUCAUUGGUAAGGGAGAAACAAAAAGUCCAGUUGACUACCAACGAAUACUAAAUAUAUGCUGGAAACAUCGUCUGCCUGUGGAAGUGAUGUCAACACAUCAUGCUAUAGGAACAUUUAACUUUCUGAAUUCAGAAAGACGAUAUGUAGCUGCAGCUGUCAUUCCUCCUCGUCGUCUUGAUGUAUAUGACGAAGCUGAUAAAAAAGCCACGCAUCUACUAUUGGAAAGAGAGAGUCAACAAUCAGACGAAAUACCUCUACUGAGUCCAACCAGCACUAAAUUGUUGAAAUCCAGUGAUUUUAAAGGAGAUAUUAUUGUUUCGCGUUCACCUUUGAUAAGUGGUAAUACACCAUCCUCCACGUCAUUGCCUUCUGGAAGCGAAGAAAAAACAUGAACUUAGCACUUCAAUGUUUGUAUAUAUGUGAUUAGACAUUAACACGUGUUUUUACCCUGUUGUCUCACUAUUGUGCAUAAUAAACACCUAGAUAGCAUAACUCUGUUCUUAACGUUGUAUGAGCAAAUAUUUAUCUUUUUUGUUUCUUUACGUUAAGAUAGUUUUUUUAAAAUAAAAAACUCGUUUAAGGAGAUACUGAGAUAAAUUUUUCUGGUGACUAUUUCACAGUUUUAGACCCCAUCAAACAAAGUUAAAAAUGGAUACUUCUUUUUCACUUAGAUCAAUAGCCUAGGGAUAUUAAUUCCACUUAUUAUGUUAUAUGUUGAAACUUAUCCCAUUUACCUCGAAUCAAGCACCUGGAUCUAUAUCAGUGGUCUGUACAUAAUGAGUGUAAAGCAGAAUCCAGGAUAAAAGCCCAUGGAGUUUUUCAUUGUCGAGUUUUGGAGAUUGUUGAAUGUCAUUGAAGUUGUUGAAAUAACCCCUACUUCAUUCACGUCACUUUUUGGGUAUUGAGUAGACGUGAGUUUACCUGCAGUAGUUUUUCAGAGCAAUAAAAUAAAUAGAAACCUUCAACUAUUCAACAGUCCCCAUGUAGUUAAAAAAUAUAUAACAUUCAUAAUAACAAGGAAUAUAUAUCAUAGGUUCUGACUUAAGAAGUCAUAAAAGUCAGGAAUGAACGAGAAUUGCAGUCACAACAUGAGAUAACGGUUUUAAGGUGUCAUAAGUUACUUGACGUGUAGAUUUAUUGAGCAAUGGAUUUUAAUCAUGAAUGGAAAGGAACGUGUUUACCACAAAAGCUGAAUUUGAUGAGUUUCAUUCCAGGAGGUGUAGCUUUUAAAAUGCUAAAGAUUUCAUGGUAAAAUGAAGUAGAACUUCCAUGUUUACCGUUACUCGAGUGUCUUCAGAUGAUUCAUUGUUGGAUAGCAGCCACCAAGUUGUCUUUCUAAUACCACCAGUUUUGCAUCAAUAUUUUAAUAUAGAUAAGCUGAUCAUUAAUUCAGUGUGUGCACCAGACUGUUUGACAGGGACAGAUGACGAGCCAUAUAUUUGACGAAAGAUAUCUGAAUCACUAAAUAUAAUUGUUUGGAAGACAGUGUAUUUGAUAACGGUUAUUAAACAUAUUACUAGUGAUAAACUCAGGUAGUUUUGUUGCUCAUGUGGGUAAGUUGAAUCUCCACAUAAAGCAAUUAUUCUUUCAAGACGUUGCAUAGAAAAAAUUGUUCAUUUUGUCAAAAAUAGGCUGUAAGAGUAUUUUUGUAUUUUUUUCUUUGUAGUUGUUAACUAGUAAUCAUCACUUCGUCGUAAGUACUUUAAUUGCUGUGAUAGUUGAAUAGUUUUAAACACAUUGAACUUCUUCAUCACUUUAUUCCAUAGGACUUUAUUUUAGUCCACUUAUUUUGCAAAUACUAUAUCGCACCUUUAGUUGAUUUGUCGUUGUUGGUUACUAUGUAUGCAUGACAGACUCUUGCAUAAUCAUAGGAACGGGGGAUGUUCUUGUUGUGUACUUCGUUUUUUAUUAAUCUCAACAUAUUCAUAGUUUUAUAUAGACUGAUUGCUUAAAUGACAUGAUUGUGUCUAGAAGAAACAGAAACUAUCUUUCACUACUUUAUAAACAAAUAGGGGGAUGGUUUUAUCUACACCUUUUAACAUCCACUUCUAUUUCACACUGUGAAAACUUAUUACUUCGCUGGUGUGUAAUUUUUUUGUGCUCAUUUAUCAGGAAGUUUACCUUCUAUUAGCUUUUAAAUAUCGUUCAUACAGUAAAUGUCUUAACCUGUAUUUCUUUAACUUGGUUUGUUUAUCAUAUUAGGGUUUCUGCGAUUCACUAAAUGACACAUAGUGUAUUGGAACACGUACUUUAAAGAGAAGUGAGCUAUUGUUUGGUCGCGCAAUUUCGUGGAUUGGUUGAGGUUAGACAUUAACACCAUUGGAUGCCGACUCAGUGGUAGUAGGUUAGCGUUCGCGCGCGAGACCGAAGGCCCUAGGGUCGAGUCCCACGGGCGGGAUCGUGGAUGCGCACUGUUGAGGAGCCCCACAAUGAGAUGAAACGACCGUUCACUGCUUCCAGGUUUUCAGUGGUGGUCUAACAUCAAUCAUCGGUUCAUGAUCGUAAUAAAAAAACUGUUUAGAAAUUGUUAUAGCUUACUUUUAUUUUAAGUACGUGUCGGUGAUGUCCAGAAGAACAAUUAGAGAUUCACAGCCAACCUAGCCAACUCAGACAUCACAACAACUCCAACAUCCUCAACAUCAGCUGCAAAUAUUCUCCAUUAAUAUUAAGAUACUUGGUGUGUGUAUGUGGAUUUUAUCUCGCACAGUUACUAUAGUGCUUGCUCAUGUUUGUGACAUUUGAACGUAAUUAAUUUAGAAUACCAUUUCGUUUCAGAUAUAUUAGUAUUCCAGGAAACAAAUGGUGUAUGUGUCUAACUUGAAACACUUCGUAGUACUGCAUGACCAUUUUCUAUUGCCUACGUGAGAUAAAUGUCCCACACCCAACAUGGCUGCACUUCACUAGUUACGAUUUCUCACUAGAACUCCUGCAAUCGCACUUGAGAGUUAGCCACCAGUGAGCACAGUGUUGGAUAUCAGCCAAGUGGUCUAGAGGUUGACCGUUCGUGCUCGGGACGGAAGAUCCUGGACUCGACCUCCCUCUGAUGGCGUCGUGGACGUACACUGUUAUUCAACAGGAUUUGCAAUGUCGUUUCAUUACGACGGAUUGCGUUUACUGGUUGUAAUUUUCCGUCAAAAUCUACUGGGAAAACCCAUGAAUGUCUGGCAUCAUUUUCAACUGAAAUCACCAAUGAACGUAAAGAGAAUGAUGCCAGUUCACCAUGGGAAUUAGACAAACCUAAACGUAUUUGGCCCAAUCAAUUACCCGUUCCUAUCGAAGUUGUCACACCACCUUUUUCAACAACUGUAGCGGCUACUUCGAAGGCGCCACUGAUAAAAGACUUUUUCAGAGGCCAAGUCAAUCUGGAAUUGUUCGAAUUCCUAGAAUUACAAACUAGACGUGAAGUAGAUGAUUUAGACGCUAUGCACAAUCAAAUCAAGAGAUUCAUACUCAAAAUGGAUAGUUACGAGAUUGAUCGAAACUGUAGUCUGUCGAAAGAAAUGAUACAUAAUCUGAAUGAGCUUGGUUUACUUGCUUUGUGUAUUGACAAAGAAUAUGAUGGUCUUGGUUUCAGUACAACUCAAUGGAUGAGAGCUUGCGAAGCAAUCGGUUUAGAUGGAUCUGUAUGGACUACAUUAACUGCACAUCAGUCAUUAACUGCCAAAGCAAUAUCUUUACUUGGAACAAAGGAACAAAAGGCGUAUUAUUUACCGAAAUUAGCAUCUGGUGAAUUUAUUGGUGGGUUUUGUUUAUCUGAAAUUAGCAGUGGUAAUGAUAUUCAAGCGUUGACUAGUUUAGCAGUUUUAAAUGAAACCGAUGGUCACUAUAUACUUAAUGGUCAUAAAACUUGGGUUACCAAUGGUGCAGUGGCAGAUGUUUUCGUUGUAUUCGCUCGAACUCUCUCUAGUAAUAAUAAUAAUGAGAUAACAGCAUUUAUUGUGGAUCGGUCAUUGGAUGGUAUUGAAUGUGGGCCACUGCUGGAUACUUUUGGUGCACGUGGAUCAAAUGCAACUGAUGUCUUUUUCAAGAACGUGAAAGUUCCUAAGAACAAUUUAUUGGGUAAACAUGGCGAUGGGUUUAAGGCAGCUCAAAAUGUUUUAGUUCUUCAUCGUUUGAAUACUGUAGCCUCUGGUGUUGGUGUACUACGUUAUCUUCUUUCAUAUACUGCUGAACAUUGUUUACAACGUCAUCAGUUUGGAAAACCAAUUGGUGAUUAUUCUAGAGUAGAAGAAAAAUUAUCUGAAAUUGUUUUAAAUCUUUAUGCAAUGGAAUCAGGAUUAUUCUAUUUUAGCGGUUUACUAGAUGCGCAACCAUCACGUAAUCUUUCCUUAGAAUUAGCUGCUUUAAAAAUUUUUAGUUCGGAAAAAGUAUGGUCAGGCAUUGAUACAUGUAUUCAGCUAGCUGGACGUUUUGGUCUACUUAAAAAUGUCCCAUAUGAACGAUUUCUACGAGAUGCUAGAAAUCAUCUUACCAGUAUGGAAUCAAAUGAUAUCUUACGUAUUAUGAUAGCUGGUGAAGGUAUAACUGAAAUUAUUCCUGGCUUUGAAAAAACGAUCUCUGAUUUAAGUGUUUUUACUCGACAUCCAAUAACUAAUAUAAAAACUAAAUGGUUAUUAAAAAGAAGAAAGCAAGGAAAAUAUGCUGCUCAAGCUGGUUCUGGUCCGAAAGUAACCGAGGGUAAUGCUUCACGUGAUUUAAAAGAUCAUUUGCAUCCUAGCUUUGUUGAUAUGGCAACUCGACUUGCUAUAAAUACACAACGAUUUCAAAGUCUAUGCCAAAUUUCACUUAUUCAGUAUGGCCGAGAGAUUACAAAUGAACAAAUGUUAUUAUGUCAGUUAGCAGAUGCUGCAAUUGAUCUCCUAUUAACGUCUAUUUGUUUUGGUCGGGCCUCUAGAUCAAUAAGCAUUGGUUUACCUCGUAAUGAUUAUGAGAAAACUUUGGCACAUACGUUUUCUAGACUAGCACUUCAACGUGUUGAACAUAUUAUAGAAUAUAAGUUUGAAAUAGAUCGUUACCAACAUCGUGUCGCUAGCGAAUUACUGACACAGCGUUUCUAUCCUGUAUCUCAUCCACUUGCACGUGUAUGGUAAAUUGUAAUAAUUUUUCAUCUCUUGUUAAUAAAUUUAUUAUUUUCAACUCCCUAUAAAAGAUUUUUAUUCGUGAAUUAUUAUUGAAGGGGUCUUUAUGUAUUCUACCAUUACUAACCUGUCAUAUAUUUGUGAGAAUUUGGUAUAGACUAAAUUAUUUCUCUGAUUGCGUGUCUUGGUGUUGCGCAAUGAUUGGAAUUGAUUGUUCAAGAUAUUUUACAAUGGGCUUUUUGGUAGCUGAUAAAAAAUCGGACUAAUUUCUUUCAACAAGUAUGAAUAAAGCUGUUUAAGAUAACUAACCU